Molecule: messenger RNA, 1590 nt
Organism: Pediculus humanus corporis (human body louse)
Lineage: Eukaryota; Metazoa; Arthropoda; Insecta; Psocodea; Pediculidae
Exons: 5
Coding region: 1-1590 (529 amino acids)
Biological process (GO): regulation of DNA-templated transcription
Cellular component (GO): nucleus
Molecular function (GO): protein binding
Source: RefSeq, a predicted model, not a curated record
AUGACAUCUACUGUUCCUCAACCAAAAUUAAAAACAGGAAGAGGAAGACCUCCUAAAAUAAGAGUUCCCUGUUGUACCUGGUGCAGAGAACCUAAACAAGUAUUAAAAUAUGUUUUACCAACAUGUCAUGGUAAAAAAGAAUUUUGUUCGGAAUCAUGUUUGUGUGAAUUUAGAAAAGAAUAUCUCAAAGGUGCAUGUGCAAAUUGUGAUAACAUCUUUAAAGGACUUCCUGUCAGUUUAGAAGUUCAUGGUUCUGCGACGAAAAAUUUUUGCAGUGCACUAUGCUUAAAUAAAUAUCAAAAAAAAGUAAUGAUAUCGGAGCAAAAAAGAGCAGAUGUCGAUAAUUAUAAUGAUUCAAACAAAACAGAAUUUUUUACUCCUUUCGAAUGGGAUGCUUAUUUAAAAGAAACAAAUAGUGAGGCUGCACCUCCUGAAUGUUAUAAACAACACUUAGAUCCUCCUGUUAAUGAUUUUAAACCGGGAAUGAAAUUAGAAGCACUCGAUCCGAGAAAUGUUACCUCGACAUGUAUUGCAACUGUUAUUGCUACCCUAGGGCCAAGACUUAGACUAAGAUUAGAUGGAAGUGAUAAUAAAAAUGACUUUUGGAGAUUAGUCGAUUCUUGUGAAAUUCAUCCUAUCGGUUACUGUGAAAAACAUAACGGCAUGCUUCAACCUCCUUUAGGUUUUCGUAUGAAUGCUUCAUCGUGGCCAAUGUUUCUUUUAAAAACUUUAACUGGAGCUGAAAUGGCUCCAUCGAAAAUUUUCAAAAAAGAACCAUUAACUCCUCCUGCUAAUUUAUUCGAAGUAGGAAUGAAAAUAGAGGCUGUCGACAAAAAAAAUCCACAUCUUAUAUGUGCUGCUACAAUUGGUGCUGUUAAAGAUGAAAUGAUUCAUGUGACUUUCGAUGGUUGGAGAGGAGCUUUUGAUUAUUGGUGCCGUUAUGAUUCUAGAGAUAUUUUUCCUGUUGGUUGGUGUGCUAAAAGUGGGCAUCCGCUACAACCUCCAGGUCAAAAAUGUUCUAAAAGAUUUAAUUCUAGAGUUUGUAAUGUUUUACCGAUAGCGGGUCCCAGUUCAGUAGAUAAUUUUGAUGCUAACGUUAUAUCAACAAACGUUUCAUCGAAAAAAUUAGAUCCCGUUGAGAAUUCUAGUACAAAAACAAGUUGGUCCCUGGGUGAUGAAUCGAAAGAAGAAGAAGAAGAAGAAAGCGAAGAGCAACAAAUAAAAAGAGAAAAUCCAACAUCUCCGACAAGCGAUUCGAAUUCACCUCCCGAAUUAGAAAUUAAACGUCCUAGAUUAACAGUUCCUGCCGAAAUGGAAGCAGCCACAUCGACGACACAAUCGGAAAGUCCACCGAAACUACCACCGGAUCCAUCUGAUUGGUCGAUUGAUGACGUCAUUCAACACAUAGCCUUUACUGAUCCAGCCCUUGGUACUCAUGCAGAUUUAUUUAGGAAACAUGAAAUAGAUGGUAAAGCAUUAUUAUUGUUAAGUUCGGAAAUGAUGAUGAAAUACAUGGGUUUAAAAUUAGGUCCGGCAUUGAAAAUCUCAAACCUAGUCAACAAAGUUAAAGGAAAACGACAUUCGUUGUGA